Molecule: messenger RNA, 2371 nt
Organism: Pteropus alecto (black flying fox)
Lineage: Eukaryota; Metazoa; Chordata; Mammalia; Chiroptera; Pteropodidae
Gene: KLF11
Product: Kruppel like factor 11
Exons: 6
Coding region: 1-1818 (605 amino acids)
Biological process (GO): regulation of transcription by RNA polymerase II
Molecular function (GO): RNA polymerase II cis-regulatory region sequence-specific DNA binding; DNA-binding transcription factor activity, RNA polymerase II-specific
Source: RefSeq, a predicted model, not a curated record
AUGAACGACGCGGCGGACUCAAAAGAGAACAACUUCCUAUGUAAUGCUCUGAUCGGCCGGUCCACUGUGUUCCACAGCAACGAGAACAAAGGAACCCCAACUAGAUGCAACGACGCGGAGGACUCAAAAGAGAACAACUUCCUAUGUCUGUGGUGCCUGGUGCUGAAGACACCUCAGCAGCGUCUAAGUGAAUGGCCUCUGUCUUCGGUUUACAAACAUGUCCAUAUCCCCGAGUCCACGAAGGACCAGAAUCUGGGUUUUGGCGGCAGCCGCAGCCUGGAUUUCCAGGUGUUCCUGUUGUCCAGGGAGCAGAAACAAGCUGAGGUUGACAUCAUAGACAUAUGUGAGUCAAUCCUGGAGAGAAAGCGGCAUGACAGCGAACGGUCUACGUGCAGCAUCUUGGAGCAGAAUGAUAUCGAAGCCGUCGAGGCUCUUGUUUGCAUGAGCUCCUGGGGUCAAAGAUCCCAGCAAGGUGACCUGUUAAAGAUCAGACCCCUCACACCUGUCUCUGACUCUGGAGAUGUCACCACAACUGUGCAUGUGGAUGACGCCGCACCUGAGCUACCAAAGGACUUCCAUUCUUUAUCAACGCUGUGCAUGACUCCUCCUCAGAGCCCUGAUCUCGUGGAGCCAUCGACGGGGACGCUUGUUCCUUCCCAAGUAACUGAUCCCAAAGCAUGCGUGGUCACGGCCAUCUCCCCGGCCUCUGGUGGGGCAGCCAGAGUGCUGAGCAGUGGGGCAGAGAGGGGCCUGCCUGGCUUAAAGCCAGAGCUGCUGGAACCAGCCCCUGGCCGCCCCCCCUGCAAGGCUGUGGUGACGAGUGUCAUCCGCCACACCACGGGGAGUCCUGCUCCCAUCCACACACCUACCACGCAGACUCAAGAAUGCCCGCUUUCAGACAACGGAGAAGGAGAAGCACGGUUUCUGGGACAUACUGAAGCUUUGCAGGACACACACCUCACAAACAGUUUACUCAGCGUUAACGCAGUGUCUUGUCAGCCUUGCUCACAUAAGUCGAGUGGCCUGAUCCCCACUGACAAAGGCCAGCAGGCAGAUUGGCCCGUUGCAAUUCAGACCUGCUUACCAAAGAAUUACGAAAAUGACUUGCCAAGGAAAGCCACUCCUCUGAUUUCUGUCCCCAUCCCCAGUCCCCCUGUCCUUUGCCAAAUGAUCCCUGUGACUGGACAAAGCGGCUUAUUAUCAGCUUUUUUGAAGCCACCUCCCCAAGUAUCAGCCGGGACUGUCAAACCCAUCCUACCCCAUGCUGCUCCGUUGCCCCAGCCUGUGUUCGUGGGACCAUCUGUGCCUCAGGGAACUGUGAUGCUGGUUCUGCCCCAGGGGGCGCUCCCCCAGCCUGCCACCUGUUCUUCGAGUAUAAUGGCUGUCGGUAAUACCAAGUUACUGCCUCUUGCCCCUGCUCCCGUGUUCAUUGCCUCCAGCCAGAACUGUGUCCCUCAGGUAGACUUUUCCCGAAGGAGAAAUUAUGUUUGCAGUUUUCCAGGCUGCCGGAAAACGUACUUCAAAAGUUCCCACCUCAAGGCUCAUCUUCGCACGCACACAGGAGAGAAGCCUUUCGGCUGCAGCUGGGCUGGCUGCGGUAAGAAAUUCGCCCGCUCCGACGAGCUCUCUCGCCACCGCAGGACGCACACCGGGGAGAAGAAGUUCGUGUGCCCAGCGUGCGACCGGCGUUUCAUGCGCAGCGACCACCUGUCGAAGCACGCCCGGCGCCACGUGACCACCAAGAAGACCACUGGCUGGCAGGCAGAGGUUGGCAAACCGAACAGAAUUGCCUUGGAGACACCCGGAGGCCACCGGUGAGCGCGCCAGCCGCUGCCUGGAAGGCCGGCCGGGGGUGGCUGGCGAGUGGCCCACGGGAGUUGUAAGGAGCCUUCUUUCAGGAAAGGGACUGGUGGCUUUCUCCCCGCCCCCCAACCAUUGUCUUGGGAGUUGGGGGAAGUGGGGAGCUGGUUCUAAGGAGAGUAGGUUAACUUUUCUUUCUGGUUGAUCCCGUUCAAUAUCUUUUGUAGUUUUAGAAGUUUUUUAAGGAAAUGGAAGAAAAUUUGAUAAUGUAAAUCACCAGCAUUCAAAUAAACGUUUCGGCAAUAAAUUUUACAAUAUCUGGAUUUUUACAACCUUUCUAUUCAUGUUUUGUAGCAAUGAGACAGGGUAUUGAUUUUUAUACUGUUUUUUAUGAAAAUAUUUACAUCAUUGAUACUCUGAUCACCAGUUUCUAGGUAGAUGAUUUCGCAAUCUUGUUUUCAAUGUUUAACAAUGUUUUUAUAGUAACCCUGCUUUUAGUAACCUUGGCACAUUAUUCAGCCAAAAAAAAAAAAAAUCACAAGUUUGUAAUCAGGCCUUUAAGAUCUAAGAA